AUGUCAGCUCAAUUGAAGGUCAACACAAUCAAAUUCACCUUAAACACAGGUGCAAAGAUCCCGGCCGUUGGUUUGGGAACGUGGCGUGCUAGUGAAAAAGAUGCUGCCUACAAUUCAGUCUUGACUGCAUUGAAGAAUGGCUACAGACACAUUGACACUGCUGCCAUCUACGGAAACGAAGAAGAAGUAGGCAGAGGUAUUGCAGCUGCCAAGAUCCCAAGAGAGGAAUUGUUUGUUACCACCAAAUUGUGGAACAAAAACCACAAGGAUGUUGAAGCAGCUUUGGAUGAGUCUUUGAAGAAAUUGGGUCUUGACUAUGUCGAUUUGUAUUUGAUUCACUGGCCAGUCUCAACUGACCCAAAGACGGACAAGCCUUACUCAGAUCACGAUUUCGUCGACACUUGGAAGACUUUGCAAAAAAUCUACAAGAAAGGCAAAAAAGUCAAGGCCAUUGGUGUCUCAAACUUUACCGUCAAGAAGUUGGAAAAGCUUUUGAACGCUGAUGGUGUUGAUGUUGUGCCAGCCGCUAACCAAGUUGAAGCUCACCCAUUGUUGACUCAACCUGAAUUGUACGAUUACUUGAAAUCCAAGAACAUUGUUUUGGAAGCUUACUCACCAUUGGGCUCCAGUGAAUCUCCAUUGUUCAAAAACAAGACAAUUACUGAAAUUGCUGAAAAGAAUGGUGUUGAACCUGCUCAAGUCUUGGUUUCUUGGGCUGUGCAAAGAAACACCGUUGUUUUGCCAAAGUCAGUUACCGACUCAAGAAUCAUUUCCAACAUCAAGACAUUCACCUUGAGUGAGGAAGAUUUCGAAACGUUGAACAAGCUUUCAGAAAAGGAUGGUGUUGUUAGAACUUGUGACCCAGGCUUUAACAAUUUCAGUGACUGA
Lodderomyces theae is the source of this 888-nucleotide messenger RNA. Its product is annotated as GCY1. The transcript has a single exon. The record is from RefSeq and is a predicted model, not a curated record. Lineage: Eukaryota; Fungi; Ascomycota; Pichiomycetes; Serinales; Debaryomycetaceae. Gene Ontology annotation, cellular component: cytosol. Gene Ontology annotation, molecular function: aldose reductase (NADPH) activity. The coding region runs from base 1 to 888 and encodes 295 amino acids.